This is a messenger RNA of Exophiala dermatitidis NIH/UT8656, 345 nucleotides long. RefSeq lists its product as uncharacterized. Lineage: Eukaryota; Fungi; Ascomycota; Eurotiomycetes; Chaetothyriales; Herpotrichiellaceae. The coding region runs from base 1 to 345 and encodes 114 amino acids. The transcript has a single exon. The record is from RefSeq and is a predicted model, not a curated record.
AUGUCGUCCUCCUCUUCCAGCCCUCCCACUGCCGAGUGGCUUGUCCACGUUCCCGACCUCCCAGGCGCUCUUGAGAAACGUCUCGCGGUCCGGCCUGAACAUCUCUCUCAACUCAAGCCAAAGAUCGAUGCCGGCGUCGCCGUGUUCGGAGGAGCAACCAUGUCCAAACAACCAGGACCAGGAGAGACACCACAGAUGACGGGCAGCGUCAUGCUCAUCAAAGCUGAGAACGAGGAGAAAGUGCACGAGUUUCUGGAGAAUGAUCCAUACACCAAGAACGGCGUGUGGGAUGUGAAGAAUGCAAAGAUUUAUCCGUUCAAGUGUGCCAUCAGAACGGCGCUAUGA